AAUAAGAAUAAACAAUAUUAUUGACACUUCAUCCGUAGAAAAAUAAAAGUAUUCAUUAGACCGUUUUGUUCGAGUAAAAACAGUUUUUUUUGUGGCGAUUCGUGAUAAUAAUACAAAAAACGUGAAUCAAUGUCUACUAUUUCAGUGUUACAUGUGGAAUCGUAUAAAAUUACAGAAAUAUUGCGGUCCGUUAUGAACAGAGAUGUUACCUCAAAGUAAUAUUGACUUUGAUGAGAUCGCAGAAGAACUUGGAGAAUUAGGUAGAUAUCAAAUAUUUAUUUAUAUUUUGAUAUGUUUGCCGGUGUUAUUUGGAGCUGCCAACAGUCUAAGUUACGUAUUUACAGCGGGAAUUCCUGAAUACAGAUGUCUUAUACCAGAAUGCGAAACAGCUGAUUCAGCAAUAUACGAUGCACCGUGGGCAAAGUGGGCUAUACCUCACGGUUCCAGUGACAACCAGGUGAUAGGGGUUAAAAGUGACAUAUGCUCAAGAUACCAACCAAAAGAGAAUGCUAGUAAUUGCUCUCCAGACUCGUAUACAAAUACAAUCAUACAUUGUUCUGAGUGGGUCUUCAGCACUGUCGAAAGGACCAUAGUUAAUGACUGGAAUCUCACUUGUAUUGAGAAUCAAUGGAAAGUAUCAUUAGUUGGAUCAUCGCAUUUCACAGGAAUCAUUGUAGGAUCCUUUGUUAGCGGAGUGCUUGCAGAUCGUUAUGGUAGGAAAGGGGUAUUCGUUUGUUGCAUUUUCCUUAUGACCGCCGCGGGUGUACUGCAAAUUCUGUCUUCCGAUUAUUGGAUUUUCGUGUUUCUCAUUUUCCUAAAUUCCGUUGGAACUGCCGGAGUGUAUCCAUUAGCAUUCAUCAUAGGAGUUGAAAUGGUUGGUAAAAACAAAAGGGAAGUCACCGGAAUCGUAUUGAAUUAUUUCUAUGCUAUUGGAGAAGCAAUUAUUGCCCCAAUUGCAUAUUAUAUACGAGAUUGGACACAUCUCCAGUUGAUAGUUUCGGCUCCCGCCAUUAUAUUUAUGGUGUAUUAUUGGAUUAUUCCGGAAUCGGUUAGAUGGCUUUUGGCAAAACGACGUAUGGAAAAAGCUAAACAAAUUAUACUAAAAGUCGCUAAAUAUAAUAAGGUCACUCUUUCUGAGAAUACUAUGGAGUGCUUAAAACAAUCAAUUACAUUUACGGAGGGAAACGAACCAAAUAAGUCAACUAAAAUAUACCCAGUAGUGAAAGACAUGCUAUUAUCGAAAAAAAUGAUGAUUCGUUUCUUAAUAGUUUAUUUCAUAUGGGCCGUUAACGCCUUCAUCUUUUAUGGUCUAUCAAUAAAUUCUACAAGCUUGGGCGGAAAUAAAUACAUAAAUUUCGCCUUGGUUAGUCUCGUAGAAAUACCAGGAUAUACAAUAGCUUGGGUGUGCAUAAAAAAACUGGGAAGAAGGAUCUCGCUUGUAGGUUCUCUUUUACUCUGUGGUGUUACGUGCACUUUAACUAUUUUUGUGCAGAGUACCAACUUCGAAUGGGCUGUUAUUUUGUUAUUUUUGACUGGAAAAUUUGGAAUAACGGCAGCUUUUGGCAUAUCGUAUGUAUAUACAGCUGAAAUGCUACCUACGGUUAUUAGAAGUGGAGGAGUAGGAUCUGCGUCAACUGUUUCGAGAUUUGGAGCUCUUCUAGCACCGUUUGUUCCUUUAUUGGGCUUAUAUUUUGAUCCUCUUCCGAUGAUUGUUUUUGGAGUUGCUGGAAUAGCUGCUGGUUUAAUGGCACUCAAAUUACCUGAAACGUUUGGUUUAAAAUUACCUGAAACAUCUGAGGAGGCUAAACUGUUGUAACUCAGAAUCUUAUUGAUAAAUAUUUACUGUCAAGUUAGUUUUAAAUUUAUAAUUGACAAUUUAAUUUAUUAUCAUUUUUGUAUAUUCGCCAAUAACAUCAGCUCUCUAUGUAGAAAGGACGGUAGAGCUGGUUCCUCCAAUUUUGACCAGCCUUUAUGGACUAGGGCAACACAAAGGACUGUUAAGGAACUCUGCGACUAGGACCGGUUAGAUCCUCCCCAUUUAUAGUAUUAAUACAAUCACUUUUAGAACAUCGAUCUUUCUCCUUACUGCUUUUGGUUAGAGUUGUUAGUCUAGCUGGUAUUUUCCACGGAUGAAAUUUUCUCAAGUAUUCUGUCUAUACACACUUACGUACUGAUCAAACCAUUAUAUCUUAACGGUAUAUUCGAUAAAACCUGAGCUAAUUCUGAAUUAUAUAAACCAGUUUCAUCCGCACAUUGUUCUUUGAUAAAACAAUACAGAAUGUCCAUAAAAGCCGACACAGAGCAGAGCCGUAUAAAGGAGCCCAAAAUAUUCCACAUUUUUUCAGAUGUGUAUUAUUUUUUUAAUUUUAAAUAAAAACUUACUUACUUUAUAUUGAAGUUACUAUACAUAUAUCUGUUACGUGUUUAGGGAUAUUAAUAAAUAAAUAAGUAGUCAGGAUUUUCUUUCACGUA
Diorhabda sublineata is the source of this 2472-nucleotide messenger RNA. RefSeq names its product organic cation transporter protein. The transcript has 9 exons. The coding region runs from base 203 to 1816 and encodes 537 amino acids. Gene Ontology annotation, molecular function: transmembrane transporter activity. Gene Ontology annotation, biological process: transmembrane transport. The record is from RefSeq and is a predicted model, not a curated record. Gene Ontology annotation, cellular component: membrane. NCBI's taxonomy places the organism in Eukaryota, Metazoa, Arthropoda, Insecta, Coleoptera, Chrysomelidae.